This is a messenger RNA of Leptosia nina, 1293 nucleotides long. NCBI's taxonomy places the organism in Eukaryota, Metazoa, Arthropoda, Insecta, Lepidoptera, Pieridae. The record is from the annotation of a GenBank genome assembly.
AUGGAUGAAUUCGAUAAAUGUUGUCGUUUAUGUGCAAAGCCCCAGGAAGCCUCUCUGUUGAUAUUCGGCGCAGAAACAGCCAGUAUGAAAAUCAAAAGCAAAUUAAGAAAGUAUCUACUUAUCUCGGUGGAAGCAAACGAUAGAUUGCCAAAGAGCAUUUGUGCCCAAUGCUGUAGAAAACUGUGUGAUGUCUGCGACUUCAUAGACAGAUCGCGGGAGGCACAAAUUACCCUCAUGAAACACAGUCUGUUUAACGAUCAACUGAAGGGUAUUGAAGAAUCAAAACAAUCGAGAAUACCACAAAUAACAAACAUCACAUUUCAAGGAGCGAAUAACACAAUACAAACAGCUGUUGCAGCCUCCGAAGUGACCACAGAUUUUGCUGAAAUCACGUGUUUGAAUAAGACAAAUGAUUACGUUACCCUAACUCCUAAUUUUAGUGAUGGAUUAACUGACACCACGCAACCGGAAGAAAAGCCAUUCGCGUGCAAAGAGUGCAAUAGGAAAUUUCUAACAGAAUUCGCGCUCAAGAACCACUCGUGGUUACACUCGACUCAAGACAAACCCCCAUAUUGUGCCAGUUGCGACAAAGUGUUCGCCUAUAAAAAUGACUUUUUGGAGCAUUUCAAAGAAUUUAAACAUGCUCGCUACUGCAAUCUGUGUAAGAGGACGUCGGACAAAAAUCUCAAACUACAUAUGGAAAGACAUAAUUCGAACAAACAAUUAUUCACAUGUGAAGUGUGCGGGCUCUCGUAUCCAACCAGGAGCAGAUACAAGAACCACAUGGUCACACAUAGUAGCGAGAGGCCUUUCGAAUGUAAUGUGUGUUUGAAACGGUUUAAACGACGCCAAGAGUUGCGGUUCCACCUCAACAAACACACAGGGGACAAGCCAUACAAAUGCCCUAAAUGCGACAGACGUUUUACGACCUCCGGCAAUUUCUAUUCACAUAGAAUGAGAAUGCACCCCAAAACAGAGCACGACACAGAAGAUAGACCAGAAAAAGAAUCAGCACGCCCUGAAGGGACAAUUAUUUCGAAGAAAAAUAACAAUCAAACCAAAUACCACUGUUCAAAGUGCUCUCACUCGUUUAAGAAAAAGGAAAAUUAUACUUACCACAUGUAUAAACACACUGGAAUAAAACCUUACCAAUGUCAAUCCUGUGAUGAAAAAUACGUCACUCGGAGAGGAAUACUGAUCCAUUACGAGAAAAAACACCCUGGGAAAGAGCGGCCUUUGGCUUUAUUAUCUAAGAAUAGUCUUCUAAACUCAUAUAAUCCGAACAAUCCAUAA